This is a messenger RNA of Brassica rapa (field mustard), 2337 nucleotides long. RefSeq lists its product as uncharacterized. Lineage: Eukaryota; Viridiplantae; Streptophyta; Magnoliopsida; Brassicales; Brassicaceae. Gene Ontology annotation, molecular function: nucleic acid binding; RNA-DNA hybrid ribonuclease activity. The record is from RefSeq and is a predicted model, not a curated record.
AUGUUCCACGCACUUCGUACGAACCCGAGCUGCCAAAGCAAAUAUGUGGCGAUAAAGACAGAUAUGAGUAAAGCUUAUGAUCGUGUGGAAUGGAGUUUCAUGGAAGAACUAAUGGAAAGGAUGGGAUUCGACGGGAGAUGGAUCAAUAGGAUCAUGCGCUGUAUCUCGUCGGUCUCCUAUCAAGUCCUCAUCAACGGGGAAGUAAAGGAAACAUCACACCAUCUCGCGGAGUGCGACAGGCUAAAGAAUGCGGAGCAGGAAAAGAAGCUCACUGGCCUGAAGAUUGCACGAGCCAGCCCGCCAGUCUCGCACCUACUCUUCGCCGAUGACAGUCUGUUUUUUUGCAAGGCGGACCAGGGAGAGUGUAGUGAGCUGAUGAAAAUCAUUGACGUCUACAUCAACGCCUCAGGACAACAACUGAACAAAUCAAAAUCUUCAGUUAUAUUCGGUUCUAAGGUAGUAGCGUCCUCAAAAAAUGACCUGAAAAGGUCACUAGCCAUAUAUCAAGAAGGUGGAAUGGGUAUGUAUCUCGGACUCCCUGAAAAGAUAUGUGGCUCUAAGAAACAAGUUUUUAGCUACGUUCAAGAGCGAUUGAAUGAUCGCACAAACUCUUGGUCGACGAAAUUACUAUCAAAAGGUGGUAAAGAGAUCCAGAUCAAAGCGGUCGCUCAAGCGGUACCAUCCUUCACCAUGUCCUGCUACCUCUUACCACAGGGAAUUACAAAGAAACUAAUGAGUGCAGUCUCGCGUUUCUGGUGGAGCACCAAGAUCAAUAAUAAGGGACUUCAUUGGGUAGCUUGGGAUAAAAUCUGUGUACCUACGGACGAGGGCGGACUUGGUUUCCGUGACUUUCACGCGUUCAACCUUGCCUUACUAACAAAACAGUUGUGGAGAUUACUUCAGUAUCCUCACUCUCUCUUAGCUCGAGUUCUAAAAGGUAGAUAUUACAGACACACAAACCCGAUGAACGUGCAGAAGGCAAGCAACCCAUCCUAUGGAUGGCGAAGCUUAUUAGCCUCAAAAGAAGUUCUCCAUAAGGGUCUCCGGAAGAAGAUAGGAAAUGGACAUACAACAAAAGUAUGGGAGGAGCCCUGGCUCCCAACGCAACCAGCGAGAGCACCACUUAGUAUUGGCAACGUCCGAGAUGAAGACUUCCACGUUCAUCAUCUUAUCGAUGCUCAGAAUCAGUCUUGGAACCUAGAGAUACUAAACACAGUCAUCUCCACGGAGGAUAUUCCCAAGAUUACAUCACUCCGGGUGAGCCGUACAGGUCGACAUGAUAGGUACUCCUGGGAUUUUACGAAGUCCGGAGUAUACUCGGUGCGAUCAGGCUACAAGAUAGCCCGCGAGCUCCAGUCUACGGCCAACCCGAGCGUUGUAACGGAACCUAGUACAACAGAACUGAAGAAAGCAAUAUGGAAGUUCAAAGCCCCACGAAAACUUAAACACUUUCUAUGGCAAGUUACAACAGGCUACUUAGCGACGGCAGAGCAACUUAAAGAGAGACAUUUUGCAAAAGAAAGUAUAUGUGUUCGAUGCGGUGAUGAAAACAAAUCCAUCAAUCACACAAUCUUUAAGUGCCCACCGGCCCUACAAUGUUGGGCUCAAUCUGAUAUACCGUCUUCUCUGGGGCUGUUCCCGAGUAACUCUCUAUAUUCAAACAUAGAUUUCUUGUUAUUUCGUGCUAAAGAAACUGGAGUGAGGUCAGAGAUCUUCAAAGACAAAGAUAUCACGCCGUUGGACUCACUGCAACUCGCAGUUAAAGAAGCAGAGAGCUGGACACUAGCGCAGAGAAUACCGGAAGACACGAAGGGUGAGAGGGACGAACAACGAAGAACACGACACAGUGCCAGUAUACAAGAGCUUCCCGCAGCUAGAUGGAGAUGUCAAACUGAUGCAUCUUGGACAAACGAAAGAGACAGAGCCGGGAUGGGCUUCGUACUGCUGGAGGACGACAUACCGAUUCUAUUUGGAACACAGGGACUAAGUGUCGCAGUAUCCCCACUCCACGCCGAAGCCGAAGGGCUACUGUGGGCGAUGCAGGAAGUGAUGAGGCAUGGAACCAGAGCGGUACGUUUUGAGUCUGAUUGUGAACAACUAAUCAAGCUGAUAAGGGAUGACGAAGAUUGGCCAUCAAUGGCAUCUGAAUUAGACGAGAUCAAAGAUUUAUCGGCUGAGUUUAUUGAGUUCUCUAUAGCAUACGUUCCAAGAUCUGCGAACAUCCGUGCAGACUCUCUAACCAAAGGGAAAAGAUCACGCGUCUUCGGUACACCAUUUGUCAACUGCUUUGCACCAAGUUGGCUAGCUCUAAACGCUGGCCAAGAGGCUGCUAACUAG